This is a messenger RNA of Acanthochromis polyacanthus (spiny chromis), 4641 nucleotides long. RefSeq names its product 5'-nucleotidase, ecto (CD73) (gene nt5e). The transcript has 9 exons. Gene Ontology annotation, biological process: AMP catabolic process. Bases 251 to 1999 code for a protein of 582 amino acids. The record is from RefSeq and is a predicted model, not a curated record. Gene Ontology annotation, cellular component: plasma membrane. Gene Ontology annotation, molecular function: metal ion binding; 5'-nucleotidase activity; nucleotide binding. Lineage: Eukaryota; Metazoa; Chordata; Actinopteri; Pomacentridae.
AGAGAAGUAGAGGAGUUUCAUGACAACCACAGUCCUCCUCCUCUGGCUCCAGAAGGCGCCUCAUGACGCGCUGCCUCUCUUUCUCUCUCCGUCUAUCUGGCAUGUAGCUCAGCGGGGUUUGCUUUAAUUCACUAGGACACAUAUAUGGAGCAGAGGGAAGGAGAACAGAGCAGAUUCCUUCGGGUCAUGUAAGAAGAAACAGCUACAGUGCGUGAUUUUUUCCUCCAGUGUUUUUACGCGCAGCGGAGCGAUGGAAGCGGUGCGCCCGGAGCGGAGCGCUGCGCCUCGGCUCUGCCUCCUCCUGCUGCUCCUACUGGGUUCCGCCGUGUCCCCCUUGGCAGCCUGGGACCUGGUGCUUCUCCACACCAACGACGUGCACGCCAGAGUGGAGGAGACCAGCGUCCACUCCGGUAAAUGUAGCAACAAAGGCGGCGGGUGUUUCGCCGGCGUGGCGCGGAGAGCCACGAUGAUCCGGAGGAUCCGCAGCUCCGAGAGCAACGUGCUGCUGCUGGACGCCGGUGACCAGUUCCAGGGCACCGUGUGGUUCAAUUACUACAAGGGAGCAGAGGCAGCGCAUUUCAUGAACAAGCUGCAGUAUGAUGCCAUGGUUUUUGGAAAUCACGAGUUUGAUAACGGAGUGGACGGACUCAUGAAGCCGUUCAUGGAGAAGAUCGAGUGUCCUGUUCUGAGCGCCAACAUCAAACCAGACAGAACUCUGGCCCCAACGUUCGGCACCAGUUACUCACCCUAUAAGAUAUUUACUGUUGGAGACCAGAAGGUGGGUGUGGUGGGAUACACGUCACAGGAAACACCUGCUCUAUCCAGACCUGGACCACAUCUGGAGUUCGAGGAUGAGGUGAGCUCUCUGCAGCUGCAGGUGAACAAACUCCAGACGCUUGGCAUCAACAAGAUCAUCGCUCUGGGCCACUCCGGCUUCACUGUGGAUCAGGAGAUCGCAAAGAAGGUCCGUGGAGUCGACGUGGUCAUCGGAGGACACACUAACACUUUCCUCUACACAGGAGAACCUCCUUCUUCUGAGAGACCAGCCGGUCCUUAUCCCUUCAUGGUGAAAUCAGAGGACGGGCGGCAGGUUCCUGUUGUGCAGGCCUACGCCUUUGGAAAGUAUCUGGGUCAUCUGAAGGUGACCUUUGAUGAUGCGGGGAACGUAGUGAGGUCGACAGGAAACCCCAUCCUGCUGGACAGCAGCAUCCCACAGGAUCCAGAUGUUCUUUCUGAUGUGGAGGAGUGGAAGAAGAGUCUGGCCAACUACUCAGCUCAGGUGGUGGGAAAGACUCUGGUCUUUAUGAACGGAACAACUGAAGAGUGCCGGUUUAGAGAAUGCAACCUGGGAAACCUCAUCUGCGACGCCAUGGUCGCCAACUACAUUAGGUUCCCCGAUGAUCUCCAGUGGAACCACGUCAGCGCCUGCCUCUUCAACGGAGGUGGCAUCCGGACAUCUAUCGAUGAAACCAGCAGGAAUGGUUCCAUCACUAUGGAGGACCUCAUCUCUGUCUUACCCUUUGGAGGAACCUUCGACCUGGUGCAGCUGAAAGGCUCCACACUGAGGAAAGCCUUUGAGCACUCAGUCAGGCGAUAUGGGAAGAGCACUGGAGAAUUCCUCCAAGUGUCUGGAUUUCAUGUAGAGUUUGACCUCUCCAAACCUGCGGGGAAUCGCGUCCAAAGCCUCACCAUCCUUUGCACAAAAUGUCGAGUUCCUCAGUAUGAAACAGUCGAGGAUGAGACGGUCUACACAGUGGGUCUGCCAUCCUACAUGGUGAAUGGUGGAGAUGGAUUCUCCAUGAUCAAAAACGAGACCCUCAAACACAACAGUGGGGAUUUGGACAUUUCAGUUGUGUCAAAGUACAUCAUACAAAGAAAGAAAGUUUAUCCUUCUGUUGAAGGACGCAUCAAAAUCUACAACUCGGCCUCUGGACUUCUGGGGCAAUCCACUCCACUGGUUUUACUGGGGCUGCUCUGGAGUCUAUGUUGCAGCAUCUAACUUUACUCACAAGAGGACAGAAAAAAUAUAUUUUUAACCAGACUGUGUUUUAUAAACUUCACGUUAAGAAUUAACAGAUGUCACGGAUGUAAUCCUACAAGACUGAAAAGCUCACCUCAUAAAAACUUUAUUUCCAUACUAAAGGAAAGCUCCUGUUCAGUCUUUUUGGGAGUGUCUCUAAAGCCCAUGUGGACCAAGUUUGGACAAAACUCCAAAAAACAUGGUCCAGUAUUUAAGAUAUGGAAGACAUUAAGCACUGCAAUUCCUCUAAUCAUCACUAAAUGGCAGCUUCAAGAAUUAAACUGUAGUGUACACUAGGAAAUAUGAAAUAAAAGCUCUCUGUCCACCAGAAGUUGAAAUUAUCAUAUUUCUGUUAUAAUGGAUUGAAAACAACCACUCACAUAGCACAUCUUAGCUCCACAGCUUCUGGUCUGUUAUUACUUUUUUUUAAAAAAAAUCAGUUACUGCCAAUAGCUUCAGAAUCAUCCAAAACUGAAGGCAGAAAUUAAAGCAGCUGGACAGACGAACCUUUGUAAACUGUGGUAUUCGAGAUCUUUUCUUGGGGUUUUAACUGUACAGAUCUGUUAUUUCGUAGUAAAUCUCUGAAAAUAAGUAUUUGUGUUGAGUUUUUAGUGUUUAGCUCAUGACUUUAUGGAUCAGUCAGUCAGUUGGUCUUUCUGUCGCAUCAAUGACCAUGAAACUUUUGCAGAUAUUCAUGAUUCCUACAUGAAGAAUCCUGUUUACUUGAUCACCUGACAGUUAAGUCCAUCUGUUAUAUACUGUCUAUACAUAUGUCGAUGCUUUGUGUGUAGUGCUGAUUUGCUAAUGUUAGUGUGUUAACAUAUUAAAGUAGGAUGCUAAAGAAGAUGGGAAACAUUUUACCUACUCAAUGUUGAUGCACGCAGACAUUAGCAUUUAGCUAGCUCCUAUGACAGUGGACUCCAGACGAAUUAUUUAAAUUAUCAAUUAUUUUAAACUAGCUCGGUUAGGAUUAAAUUGCAUUCAUUAUUUGAAAAUGCACUAAUGGAAUAGCAGCUCCAGUUCACCUUUAAUAAACAGCAAAUUGCAAAGGUCAAUGUUGGAAACUGCCAGUGAAAUUCUAACAAAUUUUCAGAGCAGUAAAAAAAAAAAAAAACUUUCAAAACUUAUUAACUUUUUAAAAAUUACAGUAAUUUGUCAAAAUGACGGCAGAAUACAAGAGGCAUAGAGCUCCUCUUUCAAAUGUAAAAAGUAUUAUGUAUGGUAUUCAUUAGUACAGUAGUUGGUCUUCUACUGACAAAAACAGCCUCUAUUGUAAACAAAAAUCUGGACUCAUGAACUUUUCUGCUUCCAUCAUAAAGGUCAGACUGCAUUUUGUAAUACAGCUCCAUGACUUCCAUGCACCACAGUGACAUUCAGAGCACUAAAUAUUUAUCCCGGUCAUACUGAGCAGCUUUCUGUGGUGCUACAGCCAUGAGGUCACUGCUGAAGCUCAAUCUAAACACUAGUUCAAGAAGUUUCAUUUGUGACAUUUACAGAUCGAAUUGGAAUGAAAGCACAGAUGUUUCCACUCACGUUUAGGGAUGAAUGAAGUAGUUUAUGACCCUUUCAGCAAGGUUGUUGCUAGAGGUACGGACCCGUACCCGUAGCCUGUGGACUACGGAUACGGCACUUUCCAUUUGUCAAUCAGAUACGCGAGAUCUGGUCACGUGACUCCCGGUAGACGCUAGUGGUACGGACCCGUAGCAUCGGUACUACAGGUACGGACCCUAAACCUGACCCUAACACUAACCCUAACCUUAACCUUUGCUUAUCUUUCAACAGUUUGCAGUGGUUAGCAGCUUCUUGACUCGUGAGACUCGCGUACGGGUCCGUAUCUGUCUGGCAAAUGGAAAGUGCCGUAUCCGUAGCCCACAGGCUACGGGUACGGGUCCGUAUCUGUAGACACUACCUUUCAGCAAAUACUGUCUACUCUGAUGAUGGUGGUGAUGUUGCUUCACUUCAGGCUGAGGAUCACUUUGACUUUCUGACUAAAUUUAACAUUUAGCUUUUAAUAAUUCCUCCGCGUAGAUGAAAAACGGCCAUGGAAGGAGAUUUGAAAUGUUUCUAAAACUUUGGACUAAUGGAACAUUUAACAUUUCUGAAACAUAAAUACAAGUAACCAUAAGAUACAGCAUGUCUGGGUUUGUUUACACUGCAUGGUCUCUGUUUAUACAUCAAGUUCGAGCAUGAUUUAUUUUCUGUUGAUUGAAUAUGUUCCAGAAAAAGGUUUGGCUUUCCAGGAAAUACUCAUUUUGGCUACAGUUAACAUGAUAGCUUAGCUUAGCACAAAGACAGGAAACAAGGGGAGACUGCUAGCCUGACUACAGUAGCUUUUUGUAGGUAACAGAGUCUGAGACUAACGCUGCUAUAAUGACCCUUUUGUGGAAUAAAAACCACAAACUAUCAUCAGCCACAUUUGUUUACAUUCAAGUGUUACAUUUAUAAAGUUCACAGAGAGGAGGAGGUUGGUGUGGAUGGACGGGUCAACAAAACAUUGGACCAUCCAAAAAAUGUUGUGUAUUAUGUUAUUAUGUUAAGAUGAUGACUUUAUCGAGUUGUUUUGAUGCCUAAACCAAACCUGUGUAACAUCAUUAAAGGGGUUGUCUGUUAUUUUUCUGCAA